Molecule: messenger RNA, 1787 nt
Organism: Polyodon spathula (Mississippi paddlefish)
Lineage: Eukaryota; Metazoa; Chordata; Actinopteri; Acipenseriformes; Polyodontidae
Gene: rcvrn2
Product: recoverin 2
Exons: 3
Coding region: 94-675 (193 amino acids)
Molecular function (GO): calcium ion binding
Source: RefSeq, a predicted model, not a curated record
UUUAUACUAAUUUAGCAAUUCACCUAAACUACACUAAUUGAUACAAAAUUAUAUUAAAUUAUAGUAAUCUAUAUUAAGAUAACGCUCCCCGGGAUGGGAAAUGCAAAGAGCUCAGCGAUCUCACAGGCGUUGCUGGACGACCUGCGGCAACGGACGAACUUCUCUGAGGCGGAGCUGUCUCGCUGGUUCGGGGAGUUCCGGCGGGAGUGCCCAACCGAGCGAGUCUCACAGCCCGAGUUCGAACGCAUCUACCAGCGGCUGUUCCCGGACAGCGAUGCGCAGGCGUACUCGAGCCACGUCUUCCGCUCCUUCGAUGUGAACGACGAUGGCACGCUGGACUUCAGCGAGUACAUCAUCGCCCUGCACCUCACCUCCUCUGGGCUCACUUCGCUGAAAUUGGAGUGGGUGUUCUCGCUCUACGACGUGGACAAGAGCGGAGCGAUCACCAAGGGGGAGGUGCUGGAGAUCACCCGGGCAAUCUUCAAACUGAUCCCGGAGGAAGAGACAAAGGAUUUACCAGAGGAUGAAAAUACAGCAGAGAAACGAGCAGAUAAACUGUGGAGCUACUUUGGAAAGAAAGAGAAGGAGAAGCUGUUGGAAGGGGAGUUCAUUAAGGGGGUGCUGGAGAAUGAGAACGCUCUGAGACUGAUUCAGUACGAACCGAAGAAGAAGUGAAGAGACCCCCCACCCCCGAGAUAAAUGAAUGCAGCCAGACAGGAGCAACUACUGCUAAUACUACCACUCUGUACUGAAUACUAUUACUAAUACUGUACUCUAGUGAAUUACUAAUACUGUACUACACUGUGCUGAAUUACUAAUAAUGCACUCUAGUGAAUUACUAAUACUGUACUACACUGUGCUGAAUUACUAAUACUGUACUACACUGUGCUGAGUUACUAAUACUGAUCUCUAUUGAAUUACUAAUACUGUGCUCUAGUGAAUUACUAAUACUGUACUACACUGUGCUGAAUUACUAAUACUGUACUCUAGUGAAUUACUAAUACUGUACUACACUGUGCUGAAUUACUAAUACUGUACUGCACUGUGCUGAAUUACUAAUACUGUACUACACUGUGCUGAGUUACUAAUACUGAUCUCUAUUGAAUUACUAAUACUGUACUCUAGUGAAUUACUAAUACUGUACUACACUGUGCUGAAUUACUAAUACUGAUCUAUAUUGAAUUACUAAUACUGUACUCUAGUGAAUUACUAAUACUGUACUACACUGUGCUGAAUUACUAAUACUGUACUCUAGUGAAUUACUAAUACUGUACUACACUGUGCUGAAUUACUAAUACUGCACUCUAGUGAAUUACUAAUACUGUACUACACUGUGCUGAAUUACUAAUACUGUACUGCACUGUGCUGAAUUACUAAUACUGUACUACACUGUGCUGAAUUACUAAUACUGUGCUCUAGUGAAUUACUAAUACUGUACUACACUGUGCUGAAUUACUAAUACUGAUCUCUAUUGAAUUACUAAUACUGUACUCUAGUGAAUUACUAAUACUGUACUACACUGUGCUGAAUUACUAAUACUGUACUCUAGUGAAUUACUAAUACUGUGCUCUAGUGAAUUACUAAUACUACAUUACACUGUGUUGAAUUACUAAUACUGUACUACACUGUGCUGACUUACUAAUACUGUACUACACUGUGCUGAAUUACUAAUACUGAUCUCUAUUGAAUUACUAAGACUCUGCUCUAGUGAAUUACUAAUACUGUACUACACUGUUCACUGUGUUGAUGCUGUAUCAGUAUAUUCACUGUGUUGAUGCUGUGUCAGU